GUGAUCGCCAACUUGUCACAAAAAGCAUUGACCUCAAACCAGACCUGCAGGUGGCCAUCCAUGCAGCGUCGGCAAUCGCACUGACCAGUUGCCAGUUAGUUGCCUGGUACAGCCGGUGACGCCAAGCAAUGCCCAGAUCCCAGCAUAGGGACUAUUAUAGGUCGAUGCCUGGAUGGCGACACAAUUAACUAUGACGCAUCCCUUGGCGAUCUGCUGGUCUAUCUUACAAAUCUAUAGGUCCCUGUUAGUCCCUCUCUCAAGGAGAGCACAUUAUUUGUGCAAUCAUAUGAUGGUGCAAGGGGAACCCAUGAUGUAAUGACGUCGAAAGGGGGGGUUUUCAACUACACUUAUAAACCCCGAUAUUAUCCACCAAAUUGCUGCGGAAUCUAGCUUCUUUCUUCACCUAACCUUUACUAGAGAACUACUACAAAACUAUAUCACUAUGGAUCUCGUUCAGAAGUACGGCCACCUCAAGCACGAUCGACGCCGGAGCUCCCUGCAGCAGCAACUCGCGGAAGAGGAACGCCACCGGAAUCAAAUGGCAAUCAACUCACUGUUAGGGAGCUUUGGGGGUUCGGCAAACGAUCAUCCAGACCGACGAUCCAGUGGUGCGGGGAAUAUGGCGAGCAUGAUUGAGGAGUUCAAUAAACGGAAAUCAGUGUCCCCGGAUACCAAUGUCGAGCAAAAAGAGUGA
Messenger RNA from Aspergillus costaricaensis CBS 115574, 694 nucleotides. RefSeq lists its product as uncharacterized. Bases 443 to 694 code for a protein of 83 amino acids. The transcript has 3 exons. The record is from RefSeq and is a predicted model, not a curated record. Lineage: Eukaryota; Fungi; Ascomycota; Eurotiomycetes; Eurotiales; Aspergillaceae.